Molecule: messenger RNA, 501 nt
Organism: Penaeus vannamei (Pacific white shrimp)
Lineage: Eukaryota; Metazoa; Arthropoda; Malacostraca; Decapoda; Penaeidae
Source: RefSeq, a predicted model, not a curated record
AUGACCUCUGCCGCCGCCAGCACCAGACUUCCGCGCCGCAGCACCACGACCUCCGCCGCCGCCAGCACCACGGCCGGUCCCAGGUGCGCCGAGUCCUUCAUCGACCUCGGCGCCAUCGGCUGUUACCACAUCCACGAGUCGUCCAUGAACUUCGCCGACGCACUGCUCUACUGCCAGAGCCUGAACGCCGAUCUGGCAACACCUUCCUCGCUGGACCCCCUGAGGCAGUACCUCCUGGACAACGGCAAAACAGGCGAGUACUGGGUGGGCCUCGUGCGUCCGAGCGGCUGGAUCGACGGGCGGCGCGACGACCCGAGCGAGUGGGACGAAGGUGAACCCAACGACUCGGGUGCUUGUGCCAGGCUCAGGGAUAGCUCGGAUUUCAAGGCAGCGGACCACGGCUGCCUCAACAGCUACAAGGUCAUCUGCGAGCAGGAGGUCUAAGGGGAAAGCAGGCGGAAUUAUGUUUUUUUUUUUUCCCUCCCUUUCUCUCUCUCUUCU